GGCCAUUCUUCAUCAAUGGCGUUACUUCGCUUACUGUGUUGUCCAUCCCUAUUUCCCUCUUCUUCAUCAGCCACUUUGUUUCCCCACCUAUCUCCAAUUAGUCCCAUUUUAUCAUCCCCUUCUUUGCAUACUCCUCCUCUUUUCUCCCCCAUUAAACCCCAAAGACCCUACCUUUACAUCUCCAAUUGCUCUUCACCAGAAACUACUCAACCAGAAGAUGAAAGUUCAAAAACAAGAGUACUUGCUCAGAAUGCUCCUUGGACUUAUACUGCUGAUGACCUUCGCCCUCUCUUUCAGAAAUAUGGCACUGUUCACGACAUUGAGGUUGCAAUGUAUAACAAGACAAGAAGCAGGGGCUUAGUCUUUGUUACAAUGGGUUCACAUGAGGAAGCUAAGGCAGUUCUUGAAAACCUCGAAGCGUAUGAGCUUGAGGGUAGACCUUUGAGACUUGCCUGGGCUAAGCCAAAGACUAAGAAACCUUCUUCUCCACCGCCAUCCAAGCCGCUGCCUGUACACAAUCUGUUUGUGGCUAAUUUGCAUUUCGAAGCAAGGUCUAAAGACCUUAUGGAAUUCUUUAAGGAAAAUGGGGCAAAUGUUGUUUCUGCUGAAGUCAUAUUCAAUGAUAAUCCCAGACGAUCUGCCGGAUAUGGAUUUGUUUCUCUUAACACCAAGGAGGAGGCUGACGCAGCCCUAUCCUCAUUUGACGGAAAGGAAUUUAUGGGGAGACAGAUAAGGGUGGCACACAGUAAAAGAUUUCUGAGAGAAGAGACAAAAAAGACUAUCCACUCCCAAGAACAACCAUCUGAAUUGAUCUCUGUGGCAUAAUGAGCUAAUGCUGCUAGAAUUUGAAAGUUAUUCCUAUGAGGAAUAUCACUCUCUUCUGACCAAGGGCUGCCAAUAGAGAAAUGAAAAGUUCAUAGUUUUGGCAGCGGAAGCUGAUGCUAUAAGCAAAAUAAAGGGGAUGGUUUUAUAAAGUUUUAUCUUGUCCAUGUAUAAAAGUUGGUGAUUAAGUCCUUUUAGGAGUUCAUUGCUUUAAGAAGAUGGAAAGUUGUUAUAAAUGUUUGUUUAAGGUAAGUUUCACAAGCGGGCACUUAAAAGUGUAUGAACUUUACAUUUCUAUAGAAAUCACCUACAUCAAGCUGUUAUUGGUGCACAUUACUUUCCUCAUUUGGCCUGUUCAACCCAUCUUGAAUUAGCUUUAUUUAACCGACAGUUCUGCCAUUAUACAUACUUGCAUGUAAGUUUUGGAGUGUCACACACCUUCCAAGUUUUGAUAGAGGUGGAUGUACAGUGUAACAUAGGGGUUCACGUGAACCUAAUAGCUUUCCGUCA
Lycium ferocissimum is the source of this 1332-nucleotide messenger RNA. RefSeq names its product 28 kDa ribonucleoprotein, chloroplastic. Lineage: Eukaryota; Viridiplantae; Streptophyta; Magnoliopsida; Solanales; Solanaceae. Gene Ontology annotation, cellular component: cytosol. The record is from RefSeq and is a predicted model, not a curated record. The coding region runs from base 16 to 825 and encodes 269 amino acids. The transcript is spliced from 5 exons. Gene Ontology annotation, molecular function: mRNA binding.